CAUAACAUAGGCUAUUUGAUAAACACAUAUAAUGCAUUCAUGUUGCACUAUCAAAUUUUUAUACAUAAUCCAUCAUACUUUCUUAACAUGCAAUUACUAAAAUAUGUAACUAUUGCAAAUAACCUACAAUUUUUCAUUGCACAGGUAGGCUAGUCAGCGUGCGGUGCUGAUGAACAGCGUCAAACAAUUAACCUCAUACAAAUCAUCCUAAUCUCGCGAGUUCACAUUCGGCUUCGCUAAACAGUCAGGAUGGCCUUGAAUCAGGCUAUCAAACAAUACCCCCCUCCUUCAAACACAAGAAUAACCUCUCCCCAGUUUUCACCCCCUCGCUUUGGUCCAAUCUGGAACAGAACAUAAUGGCGAUUGAUGGUGGUGGAGGGAGGAGCUGUGGAGUGCAUGAGCUCAUCUGUGCCAGACGAGUGUCUCCUGAGCUGCUAGGGGUCCUAUCCUCAAUUGCGGUUUUUGUGGCCGUGAUGGUUCUCUUUUUUCUUUACCUCAGCAACAAGCUGUCAGUGGAGAGCGCCAGCGACCUGCCACGCCUCGACGACUAUAGGCCCGACCAGCAAGACCAGAGCUGCUCAGAGCGUGGCUCUGAGGAGGACACUCAAGAGGACAGACCAGGGGGACACUCUGAACCCUCAGCCCAGCACAGAGCCUCAGUCUGGGACAACCGACCUAAACACACCAGCGACCACAGCAGUGAGGCCUCUACCGGACAAGCCAACAGCAUCCAGCAGAUGAGACAAGGCUCUCCCCUCAACGAGCUCCAGCCACCCCCAUAUCAGGACGAGGAUAGUCCGGUCCGAGUGUCUCGCUCGCGGUCGGGGGCGGGGGGUCUGGGGGAGUCGUCCCCAGACGGUAAUGUUACACAGCGCUCCAGUGAGGCCAGCGUUGACCAGGACACUGAGAGUUACCUCAACAAGGGCUACGAUGAGGACGUACCUAGUGACAGCACUGCCGUCCUGGGACCAGAGGAUGGUUCCCCCUCCCAUCUCCACGUGGGCUAUGAGCCCGAGCCACUGGCCAAGUAUGGCACGCUGGACGUGGCCUUCGAGUAUGACUCGGGCGAGCAACGCCUUGCCGUCACUGUCACCGCAGCAACCGACAUCCCCGCACUCAAACAGACAGGGAACAUCGCGUGGCAGGUGCACCUGGUGUUGCUGCCCACUAAGAAGCAACGGGCCAAGACGGGGGUGCAGAGGGGGCCGUGCCCCAUGUUCACAGAGACCUUCCGCUUCACCAGGGUGGAGGAGGAGGCGCUGGCAGACCACGCCGUCAGGUUCCGCCUCUACAGCGUCAGGAGGAUGAAGAAGGAGAAGGUGCUGGGAGAGAAGGUGUUCUACUUGACCAAACUCAACCUGCAGGGCAAGAUGGCGCUGCCCGUUACACUGGAGCCUGGCACAGCACUAACGGGCUGUGGGUCGUUGCUGAGUGUGUCUCGCAGCAUGGCGGCAUUGUCCUACCGCUCUACAUGGGACUCCACACCAGAGAUCCUACUGGGCCUCAUCUAUAACUCCACCACUGGCAGGCUCUCUGCAGAGGUCAUCCAGGGAAGACAGUUCAAGAACACAGCCUCAGACAAACCUCCCAGCGGUCUGUUUUGUUGUAUAAAACAGCUAAUAGGGGGACAACUUUAUAUCAUGAGAGACACCUAUGUGAAGCUGAACAUGCUGGACUCCAAGGGCAAGGAGAUGUCCAAGUGCAAGACGUCGGUGUGCCGCGGCCAGCCCAACCCCACCUACAAGGAGACCUUUGUCUUUCAGGUGGCCCUCUUCCAGCUGUCCGAGGUCUCCCUUGUGGUGUCGGUGUACAGCCGGAGGAGCAGCAUGAAGGCCAGGGAGAGGGUGGGCUGGCUGUCCCUGGGGCUCAACAGCACCGGAGAGGAGCAGCAGGCCCACUGGAGCCAGAUGAAGGAGGCCGAGGGACAGCAGGUGUGCCACUGGCACACACUCUUGGAAUCUUGAACAGGUCUUGAUGAGAAUCACCAGAUUUGAUCUCGUUAACUAAGAAUAAGCUGUAUAAAUAAAGGUGAAAUUAAAUGGUUAAAUAGGAGGAGGAAUACGUUGGAGGAAUAGGAUGAGGAAGAUUAUGGGGUAUGUUGACCUCAGUGUUGCGAGGGAAUGUGUUCCAUGACCUUCAUUCAGAGAUGCAGAUGAGGAGCUAUGAGGAACCAUCCGCCUAUACUGUGCUUAUCACCUGGUGUGGAAUGUGUGUGUGUGAGGGUGCAGAGCUUUGAGAAGCACGUGGAUUCCACUUGGAGUCUCCCGUUCACUGACAGCUGCUUUAAUACUCUUCAAUCCAUAAACCAGCCACCUACCCUGAGACAGACUGGUCUGGUUGACAGACUGACUGGUGCUCCCAGCUCCUUCCAGUCAUUGUCGAUGGGCGCAUCAAAGUCAGACUCAUCUUUGUAAUACAACAGCUGAUAAGACCUCAAUGGUGAAAUGGACACAACUGGUCAUGAAAUGGACACAACUGGUCAUGAAAUGGACCAUUCAGUCUCAGAUUGAGGACAAUUUUGUGUCAUUCAUUUCCCAUAUUCAAAAUACGACCAUACAUAUCUCGUACAAUGGACCAUUUUCAUCCUGAACCGAGGACCAAAGAGUGCGGAGAAGAACAACACUACAACAAACCAGCCCCCUCAUGUUCUUCCGGGGUUGUACUGACCAUAGAUAUAGAAAGACUAGAAGGGACUAAGCCCCUCAGACCAUGGCAAUUUGAUUGGAACACUCAUGGGUAACUCAAUAUGGCUGACAUUUCUAUGGUACUGUCUUCAAAUGACACCAGCAUAUCAGACAUUUCUCAUCUGACGCUCGCAGCCACCGAAAACAAGUAUGAUGCAAUGGAAGACUGUUACCAUGACUGUUAGAGCCAGCUGGGCCUUUAACAUUCUGCAACAACUGCCUAUAGAAAGUCUACAACGCCCUUGGAAGUAGGAAAAAAAUUGAUUUUAUUAGAAUUUUUUGG
Messenger RNA from Coregonus clupeaformis (lake whitefish), 2967 nucleotides. Its product is annotated as synaptotagmin-14. Lineage: Eukaryota; Metazoa; Chordata; Actinopteri; Salmoniformes; Salmonidae. Bases 357 to 1964 code for a protein of 535 amino acids. The transcript is spliced from 11 exons. The record is from RefSeq and is a predicted model, not a curated record.